UCACAGACAGACAUACAGAAUCCUAAGGAUAAGAGAGAGAGGUAUGGGUGGGUCUGAGGAAUCGAAGUCAAGAUGGGAAGGUGAAACUUCAAUUGAAGUAGAAGGCAUGAGUGCAGAACAAGUGUGGCCUCUGUUGGAAGACUUCUGUAGCAUACACAAGUGGCUCCCAAUAGAAACUUGUUUCCAAGUAGAGGGGACUUAUGGGCAACCUGGUCUCAUCCGAUACUGUGCCAUGAACAUGAACACAGCAGAUGAUGAGCCAACAUUGAUGUGGGCCAAAGAGAAGCUACUCCACAUAGAUCCUAUCCAACGCUCUUUGAUAUACGAGGUUGUGGACAGCAACAUGGGAUUCAAUUCAUAUGUCGCCACUAUCCAAGUAUUCCCCGUACCUAAACCUACAACUUGUAAGAUCCAAUGGUCUUUUGUUUGUCAUCCAAUGGAAAUGUUCACUUUUGAAGCCUUUUUCUCUUUGAUUCGGUCUUUUAUUCACUCCAUGGCCAAGAACAUGGAGCUAGCAGCAUCUUCUCACGAUAAAUCUGCUUGAUUUAGAAUUUAUUUGAAAGUAAGUUUAGAAAUAUAUUUGAGUAUUUCUCUGAUGGAAAAUAUUUUUUAUUUUUCAACUGAGAAACUCUCGUAUACAUUUCUAACUUGAAUCUAAUAAGUCUCUUAGUUAAUUUCAUGUAGUUGUGGUUGUGGGAAGAUUUUUAUCUGAAACAAUUAUUUUAUUUUACACGGGUUCACCUUACGUGAUGUUUGUAUUUACGUGUGGUAUAUAUAUUUGUAUGUUUUAUGUAUUGUUACAAUUAUGUAAGAUGUGAAUAUUUAUGUUGAGUUGAUUAAUUCAGAAAUUGAUUUGCUUUAAUAUA
Cajanus cajan (pigeon pea) is the source of this 866-nucleotide messenger RNA. RefSeq names its product lachrymatory-factor synthase. The record is from RefSeq and is a predicted model, not a curated record. NCBI's taxonomy places the organism in Eukaryota, Viridiplantae, Streptophyta, Magnoliopsida, Fabales, Fabaceae.